AGAGAGGUGUUGAUUUGCGAAUAACAUCAAAGUUAGUUCUGUUAUCACUCACAAAUAUCGGAAAAGUUAAACGUUCAUACUUGUCCCAACUUGUAAUCUGUUCCGAUAUUACAUUCAUUUUCCAUCACAUACGCAGUUAAUUAUUUAUAUGAGUGUUUUAGAGGCUCAGAUGUGGAAGCAAUAUUACUUUUGCUAGAACUAGGCUAGUUUAAUUUAGUAUUUUUUCAAACUAGUCUAUAGGGCUAAGUAAUUUUAUCGAGGUUCUUAACAUAACCUAUUGUCUAAACUUGGCUAACUGUGCCUUAAAUAAUACAUUGCAGUUUUAAUACGGUUUCUAGCUAGGAGUCCUACUUGGGCUGUAUUUAUUUUAACCAAUGGAUUUACAAGACUGCAACACAAAGGUUACUCAAAAGAGGUCUAUAACAGAGGACAGUAAUGUGAAACGGAAGAAAAAACUUAAAGCUAAUCCUAGUAUAAAGAAAUUGAUUGAAAGAUGUACAAGAGAAAAGAAUGAUCUCACAGAUAGCUUCAAAAUGUACUCACAGACUUUUCAAGAAUUUGCUCGAAAAUACCACUUGGUUCAAGAAAAUUUCCUGAAGUAUGAUAAAUCGUAUACAGCCUUGGUAGCUGGAGUAAGGAAAGGAUUUCCAGAACUGUUAGAUACUCAACUAAAUGAUGAACCUUUACAAAAUACAAAAGAAAUUGGUCGUGAAAUGGAUUGUGAAACUGUAACUAAUCAGACCAAACCACUCGCAAAUAUGGAAAUUGUCUUUGAGAUGAUGAUACUUAAAGAAACUGCUACAAGUCUUUUUGAUAUGUAUGAUGUCUUACAGAAGGAAGCAGAUCUAAAAAAGGCAUUUUUGAAGCAGUUGGUGGAACAAGAGGAGUUAUACAAGAAGCAUUUUGAAGUUUUCAAGAGAAACAUGAUGAACCCUAUCGCUGUUGGCAAUAACCAUCCUGAUUUUAUAGCCAAGAGCAGUUAUUACAUCAACAAGCUGUGUAGUGGCUUAGAAGAAAUGAAAUCAAAACGGGAGAAAUUGGAAAUUAAUUGUGGCAAAAAUAAUUCUGAUUUAGUUAAAUCAUCACAGAUGAAAGAAAAUGAAGUAACUAUUUUGAAUAAAGAAAACCCACAAGCAAAAUAUGCUGCCUGUUCAAAAACCACUGAGACUCAGAGUUCACAGAGUUCAGGAAUAUGUGAAUUGGAUGAAUCAUUGUCUUCAGUUGAAAAUUUACAGUUAGUAACAGAUAAGGUGCUUCAGCCAAAUUUUCAGAAUUGUGAAAACAGUAAUAAUCAAAUAAACAAUGAAGGAAAAGAUGAUAUUAAUUACAAAGAGAAAUUCAGUGAGAAACAACUGAUGCAGAACAUAACAAAGGGAUUUCGCAUUUCAGAAAUAUGUGAAUUUAAUGAACCAUUGUCUCCAUUGGAAAGUCCACCACCACCAAAUGAAAUAGCGUAUCCAAAUGUAAAACAUUUUGGAGACACCAGUAACAAAGAAGAAAAAAAAGCAGAAGACAAUAUUUUGUAUAAGAAGAAAUGUAAUGGACAAUUGAAAAAGCAGGGGUUGUGGCCAGGUGAUAAUAGUGUGCCAGCACUGGAUGAUAUGAUAUCAUCACCAGAAGAUCCUCAUGUGCUAGGAUACAAUGAUUGCUAUGGGAGUAUCAACUCGCCUAAUGUUACUAUUAAUACUCCUGAGUGGGAAAAUAGGCAAACACCAAAUAAACCAGGUUUACAGGAUUCUGAGAACGAUAAAACCAUCGUUGAAAGGUUGGUAACUGAAAUAGGUUCAGAUCUCAGCAGUCCAGAUCAUUAUAAUGCUGUCUCUGACUUUGGAAAUCACUUCUUGGUACCUGAAACAACUAUGGCAACAGGAACACAAGAAAGGUUUAUGUCUGAUGGUUCUCUAACACCCAAUCAUACCUUUCCAGAACCUGAUGUCCACUCAUCAAAUUCUGUACCUGAGUCUACUGGACAGUUCUCAAUGACAAUGAUGUGUUGUAAAAGUGUGUUUUCCGAUAGUACUAGAAUACAAGAGCAUUUAGCCCUAAAGCACAGAUCUAAACUCUGUGAUAUAUGUGGACUCGAUGUUAAAACUGUGGAAAAUCUAGUGUUGCAUACAAAUGAACGGCACAAGUCUCACAAAGUAUGUAUGCAGUGUGGUAAAAUACAAGAGAAGAUUAAUUUUGCAGCUCAUUUGGCAUCACAUAAUGAAGUUAUUGUUAAAGAGAAAGAGCACUUUGAACCCUUUGUCCGCCCAAAAUCCUUUACCAAAAAAAACAAAUUACAAACUCUUGAGAAAAAGAGUAAAAAUCUUCAUUAUGUUUGUAAACAUUGUGAAAAACAGACUUCUACAAGAUACGAAACACAGAAACACAAUAUUGAACAUCUGGCAGAAAAAUUCAGAAAGCACAUUUGUAAAGUAUGCUACAUCAGUUUUGAGACAGAGUGCAACCUCAUAAAACACUUGAGACUCAGUCAUCUACUAAAUAGAAAUAAAUGCCCUGACAAAAUACAAUGCCUUAUUUGUGAUAUUGAAGUAGACACAGAAGAUUUAUUAUUUCAACACAUGACGAAUGAACAUCAGUAUAAUGCUUUGGUGAAAAAAGCUGCUAAAGGAGAAGAAAGAGGGAAUAAAAAAGAUCAGUGUACAGUCUGCCAAGUCUAUUUCAAAAACAGCAAGCUUCGAGCAAUUCAUACCAUAAUGUUUCACAGAACAGCCCCGUACAGAUGCAACUGUUCGGCCAGUUUCUUCACCAAGAGUUUGUUGGACUUCCACCAGUUAAAACACACCAAGGAUGAGGAGGCUAGGUAUCUAAUAAAAUAUCCACGCGUACCUCCGAACCGUGACUGAUCUAUCUUCCCACUAUAAACUGUUUUGUUGAUAUCACUAUAAAUAAUGUAUAAUGUUGUUGGUCAAACUCUUUUAUCAACUACUACAUUGUCACCAGUUAACUAUAACUAUCUCUCUCACUUUGUAAACUUGGUUUCUAAUAUGAAUGUAGGUGGGGGGGGGAGGGUGAGUAUUUGGAGAAUCUCUUGUAACCAGAAACUGAGUAUAGAUCAUUAAAACCAUCAAUCAAAUACUGUCUGUAAAAAUAUAUAUUCAACUUAAACAUUUAAUUAUUUCUUCAUACAAUGUGCUUAAAACUUGAGAUGUCUGUAAAGAUAUAGAACAAAAAUUAAAAGGAGGGUGCAUUUACUCUUGCUUGUAAACCCAAAAUUGUUAUGUACAAAGUUGUACAUAAAUGAAAGGCUGUUGUCAGCAUUAUUAGUUGAUAAGGUGGUUAGUAUUCCGGAUCCAAAAUGACUUCUCUGAUGUUAAUUUAAGCAUAACAAUUGCUUUGAAUAGUUUUACACUGCACUGUAAUUAUUUCAGUAAAAUCUAUGUUAUGGCUAGUGAUAGUUUUUAGAAUAUAUUGAGAAUGAGGACUUUUUUUUAAUUCUAGGUGAAAUUUUUCAUUUAUGAGAUAGGCCCAAAUCUCCAAAACUAUAUAAACACUCAGACUAAUUUAAACAUCCUGAUCUAUAAAAUUAUCAAGGGUUACAUCAAGGACCCAGUGCCUGUAUAGGACCAUCCCAUGGUCGAUCAGGUACCCAAAAAUGCGUCCAAGUUCUAAGACUUGAUAAAUUCACAACUGUUUCAUUAUGUCAGAUUGGUUAAAAGAGCUGAGUUUAGUUCAAGAACUUUAUAUUUCUUAGACUACUGAAUUACCCAUCCAGCACUAUUUGAAAACUAAUUUACAUAUUGGUUUAUUUUUACAAUCACUGGACUGCAUUUGCUUAGUAAAAAGCAAACUUUUUUUUCUCCUUGGUUAAAAAUAGCAGUUAUUUCCAACUAAAUGAAAUAUGUAAUGAUUAAUUAUAUACUAAUGAACCUUGAAGUAUUUAGUGGGUAUGGUUAACCAUUGUUGAUAAUAUUUAUUUAUUAUAAAUGUGAUAAUCUCAUAAGUGUUUGCAAUUUUAUGUUAAUAGAGAAAGAGAGAGAGAUAGUUCAUCAUGAUGGGCGUAAUGGUGAUUGAUUAUUCUCAUUGCGUUUUAAGUUUUAUUAGGUUUAGUACUUAACAUAGUAAGUAAUAUGUUACCCCAUUGAAGACGAAUCACCUCAAUGAUUGUCGUUCAAUGUUCUUAUAGAAAAAGAUGUAAUAAUUGCAUUAUAUUUCUGUUAACCAUAUUUUUACACUGUUAUGGUGUACAAAAUAAUGGCAAGAUAUUUAGUGAAACCCCAUAUAAGCUGUUAUUUUAAAUUUUUAUUCUCUAUUUUUUUUAAUUUUGUUAUUAUUUAUAUAUUUUUAAUAAUGGGUUUUUUAAGAAGAAUAAAAAUAAUACAAAAUAUAUGUAACAAAAGCUUAAAGUCCAAUAUACAUACUGUCUGUAUAAAACAGAUGUCAGUGGUAAAUGGUUAAAUCAUAGAUUAAGACCAAAGCUCUGUGGUGUACAAAGAAUUGCUUUGUUGGUUAUUCAAUACAAUACAAUCAUUAUAUAUUUAAUAUAAAAUCUCUUGUUAGUAAACAUUUACAAAAAAAGUUUCUAUGUGAAGUUUACUUAGAUUUUGGUUUUGGUAGACAGAUGACAUUGGUGUCUCAGAGUUCAGAAAAUAUUUUAUGAUGUUGUUUGAUCAGCAAUGCUACACGUACCAGCAAUUUUCACAGAAUAAAUUGAUGUUUUUAUCUUUUAUUAACAUAAUUCAAAACCUAUGCAACUUAUUUAAAAAAUGGUUUAGUACUAGGAAUUUAAAAUGCUCUAACCAAUACAGACUAAGUCUAAUUUAGUCACUAGCUCUCUUGACAGGCUAUGCGUGCUUGGAUGAAAAAUAUUGGGAAAAAAUUGAUAAUUUUUCUAGACAAUAUAAUGGAUUUUCAAUAGAGAUGGGAGAAAUGCUCAAAAUUAGACGUUUCAAUUCUCUUUCAGAAGGCUCGAGAGCAAGCACAUUUAACCUAGACCGUAGACAUUUCGUUUUGGUUGGAUGAAGCAGCAAUGGCUUUCCCUUCCUCUAUUGUGCCAUGUACCAAAUACUUUCGUCUUAAGCCCAUUUCAAGACCCAACUUACGAUUUCCUUAAACUAUGGAAGUUACUGUAUUUUACAAUGUAGCGUGGCUCUGUUUGGUUAUACCAUACUGCAGUACAAGUUCAGUAUAAUUGUUGCAUUUUAAUUACUGACUUUUAAAAUUAAAUUUGAUCUAACAUUUAUUUAAGACAAAAUAUAAUUGUUCAGUAAUAGUGUAUUUUGUUUAAAUCUUAAUUUAGAAGAGAAUAUAGAUUUUUCAUACAAGAGUAAAGUUGAUGAGACUAUCAAGGAAGAAAAUGAGGGUUAGAUUCCACCCAGUGAACAGUUGAUUGAAUUCUAAUUAAUUAAAUUAAAUUUGUUACUUUGUUAAUAAAACUCUGUAACAAACUAUAUUGAAUAUAAAUUUACCAAACCACAGACCUUUGGUUGUAAUUAUGUGCUUUCAUGAUUAAUUUGGGACUAGUAAUAGUAAUGAGGUGCUUUAAUUAAGUGCAAUACACUUACCAACACUACUAAUAUGUGAUAAAAUAUUUGUUGUAUACUCUAUUGAGGUUUAAUAUACAACAUCCAAAUUCACUGACUGUUUCAAUGUUCAUAUUAUUUAUCCAUGGCUAAACAUUUAGUGGGCUCUGGUUCUACUGAAAUGUCUGUACUCAUUGUUUCAGUAUUGUGUAGAAGUAUUAUACUUUAGUUUAUAAAUGCAUUUAUAAUAAAAUAUGUGAAGGGAGUGUCUUAGA
Molecule: messenger RNA, 5740 nt
Organism: Homalodisca vitripennis (glassy-winged sharpshooter)
Lineage: Eukaryota; Metazoa; Arthropoda; Insecta; Hemiptera; Cicadellidae
Product: zinc finger protein 250-like
Exons: 15
Coding region: 375-2849 (824 amino acids)
Biological process (GO): regulation of transcription by RNA polymerase II
Cellular component (GO): nucleus
Molecular function (GO): RNA polymerase II transcription regulatory region sequence-specific DNA binding; DNA-binding transcription factor activity, RNA polymerase II-specific
Source: RefSeq, a predicted model, not a curated record